AAGCUCUUACUAUGGUAUAAUUGUAGAGUUGGAAGGGACCAUGAGGGUCAUCUAGUCCAACCCCCUGCAAUGCAGUAAUCUUCUACCCAGCAUAGGACUUGAACUUCUGACCCUGAGGUUAAGAGUCCCCUGCUUUACCAACUGAGCUGUCCCAGCAGUCAAUUAACCCAUUUCCUUUUUAUUUGUGAGCCCUUUUGAAACCCUUGCUUAGAAUCCAGAUGUUUUGGACUACAUCUCCCAUGAGCCCCAGCCACCCGUGAAGGUUAAGGCAAAGCCUUCUCUAGCUACUUCCUUAUAGAGUCCACAUGACUGUGCAAAGAAGCGCCUAGAUUUGCUCAGGCCACGCCAAUCCCCGCCUCCAGAAGUCGAGACUAUGCUUUCGACAGCCUCCUUCUAUCUUAGGCAACACACUCUUGAGCGGUUAAACCACGCCGGUCCUGACAAACCAGUCUCCUUCAUCUCUGCUCCUCAGCAGAUUCAACAGGAUGCCCGGCUGACUCCUAAGGAUGCCCAGAGCAGCAGUGAAGCUCAUAGUCACCGGCGAUGACUUUGGCUACUGCCCAAGAAGAAACCAAGGCAUCGUGGAGUCUUUUCUCUCCGGCGGCGUGUCCAACGUGUCCCUCCUGGUGAACGGCAGCGCUGCGUCCGAUGCGGCACAACUGGCGAGGAGGUAUCACAUUCCAAUAGGGCUCCAUGCCAACCUUUCUGAGGGCUCUCCUGUUUGCCCGGCGUUGAAAGCGAAGUCCACAUUGCUCAACGAAGAAGGGUUUUUCCACGGAAAGAUGGGCAUCCGGAGAGCGUUAGCUGAUGGUCUCCUGAACAUGUCUGAGGUGAAACACGAACUAACUGCGCAGGUUGACUUGUUCCGUGAGCUCACAGGUCACCUGCCUCAACACAUGGACGGACACCAGCAUGUUCACGUCCUCCCAGAGAUCAGAAACGUAUUUGCACAGGUGCUGGAGGAUUACGGGAUCACCUAUACUCGAGUCCCCAUCGAACCAGACCUUCCCCGCUGCGAUUGGAUAGACCCACACUUAAUGGCCUUUUACCUGGGCGUGGAGAAGGACUCCCUAAACACAGUGGAUGUGUUUAGGAAACACAGAAUAAGGUGGCCAGAUAUAUAUAUAGGCCUUAGCACCAUGGGCAAAAACAUGUCCAUUGCCAACAUCUUGGGGGCCAUUGAUAACGCUACAGCGACUUACCUGCCGGAAGAAGAUUCCUCCAUUCCUCCUGGCUCGCCGUCACGCUCAGAUCAAGAAACCAGAACUGUAACCAUUGAGCUGAUGACGCAUCCAGGGUACCCCAGCGUCCCGCCAGUUGGGGGCUGCGGCGAGGGACCCGACGAUUUCUCGCAGUCCUGGGAACGCUUGCACGAACUUGAGACGCUCAAGAAAGCAGAGUUGCAGAGCCACUACAGGACAAGGAACAUCCAGCUCUGUGCAUUUAAAGACCUUGGGAUGUGAUGCUGCAGUUGUUGCUGGCUGGGCUGGGCCAGGCUAAGCGUGAUGCUGAGUGAGGUGCAGAGUUAAGAACCAUCCC
Podarcis raffonei (Aeolian wall lizard) is the source of this 1539-nucleotide messenger RNA. It is a transcript of the gene YDJC, whose product is annotated as YdjC chitooligosaccharide deacetylase homolog. The transcript is spliced from 6 exons. The coding region runs from base 507 to 1463 and encodes 318 amino acids. NCBI's taxonomy places the organism in Eukaryota, Metazoa, Chordata, Lepidosauria, Squamata, Lacertidae. The record is from RefSeq and is a predicted model, not a curated record. Gene Ontology annotation, biological process: carbohydrate metabolic process. Gene Ontology annotation, molecular function: deacetylase activity.